AUGCCGGGUGUCUUUCAGGCGGUGACUCUGCACACAGAUUUGGGCGAUAUAAAAAUUGAAGUGUUCUGCGAGAGAGCGCCGAAGGCUUGCGAGAACUUCUUGGCCUUGUGUGCCGGCAACUACUACAGCGGCUGCCUUUUCCAUCGCAACAUCAAAGGCUUCAUGGUGCAGACGGGGGACCCCACCGGUGAGAGCCGACCCUCAGGGACGGGGAAGGGGGGGCAGAGCAUCUGGGGACGGAAAUUCGAAGAUGAAUUCAGUGAAUAUCUCAAGCACAGCGUGCGUGGGGUGGUCUCCAUGGCCAACAACGGCUCCAACACCAACGGCUCCCAGUUCUUCAUCACCUACGGCAAGCAGCCCCACCUGGAUAUGAAGUACACCAUCUUCGGAAAAGUGAUCGAUGGACUGGACACUCUGGAUGAGUUGGAGAAGCUGCCGAUACACGAGAAGUCAUUUCGCCCCCUGACAGAAGUGCGGAUCAAAGAUGUCACCAUUCAUGCCAACCCGUUUGCCCUUUGA
This is a messenger RNA of Staurois parvus, 519 nucleotides long. NCBI's taxonomy places the organism in Eukaryota, Metazoa, Chordata, Amphibia, Anura, Ranidae. The record is from the annotation of a GenBank genome assembly.